AUGAGGCUAUUUCUCAUCCGCCACGCAGAAUGCGAGCAUAAUGUGGGCAAAGCGUUGGGCAAUUCGGAUAACCUGACAGGUGUUGGCAAAGAUCAGGCCCUCCGGCUAGCACGGUACUUUCGUGACCGGCCGGUGCGGUUCACACGCGUGCUCUCGUCGGACCUCGAUCGUGCGACUGAUACCGCCCGUACGAUCUGCCAGUACCAACUGGGUAGUGGGCCUGCACUGGAACCUUUUCAAACGGCCAAGCUGCGCGAGCAAUGCUUUGGCUGUGCUCGAUUACCUCGCGAAGCGACCCAGAUCGAAUCGAUAUCCUCGAUGCGCGCACGGGUCAAUGGCUUCCUAAGAGAUCAUAUUUUGCCGGAGAUGGCUAAUCAUGCUACGGGCGGUAAUGCAGUUAUUGCCGUCGUCGGGCACGGGGUCAUCUUGCAGGUUCUGUGGGCGUGCUUGACCGAAAUCUUUGGCUCGCAGUCGUUCCAUCUUGCUCGGAACGCUGGAUCGCCGGGGGCUGAUUAUACGCAUCCAUUGUGGUCGAAUACCGGGAUCAUGGAGGUGGAUAUCCGUCCUGGUGGACCACCGCAGGAGAUGCUGAUCAGGAAUAUGAUCUAUCCGAAUGUUGACCCGCCCUGGCUGAUGAGGGCGAAACUCCCUUUCCCGCCAGACGGGAGUGCACCGUUGAUCGGAUGGUCAAUGACGAUCUUGACGGUUGAUAGUACGACUCAUCUCGACGGCGAAGCACUGGCGCAGACCAUCCCCGCGGUCGUGCCGCAGUCGAGACAACAGCCGAUGGACCAGUUCUAUCGGCUGACGGGGAGUGUUUGA
Messenger RNA from Penicillium subrubescens, 822 nucleotides. RefSeq names its product histidine phosphatase family protein. Bases 1 to 822 code for a protein of 273 amino acids. Gene Ontology annotation, molecular function: phosphatase activity. Gene Ontology annotation, cellular component: cytoplasm; cytosol. Lineage: Eukaryota; Fungi; Ascomycota; Eurotiomycetes; Eurotiales; Aspergillaceae. The record is from RefSeq and is a predicted model, not a curated record. The transcript is spliced from 2 exons.